UGGAAAGAGGCUAAAGACGAUAAUGGCAAAGUCUACUAUUACAAUUCAGAGACAAAAGCCACAACAUGGGAGAAACCAAAAGAAUUGUAUACUUUAUUGGAAAAAGUUUUAGAUAAAUCAGAUUGGAAACAAACAACGGCUGAAGGUGGUCGUGUUUAUUAUUAUAAUUCAAAAACUCAACAAUCAGUAUGGGAAAUACCCGAAGAGAUACAAAGUCAAGUUGAUCUUUUAGAAAAAAAUGAGAACUCGGAUAAAGAUGGCUCUUUUGAUGUAUCAAUUUCAAUUACAAAUGAUGGGAAUGGGAUACGUUCAAUUAUUGAUCCAAAUGAGAAAUAUCAUAGUGAAUCUCCAUUAUUUGUGAAACAGGUAAAUGUUAAUUCACAAAAAGAAGCCGAGGAUAUCUUUAUUGAGAUGCUUAGAGAACAUGAAGUUGAUGCAACUUGGUCAUUUAGUAAAAUUAUGGAUUUUUUCAUCAAAGAUCCAAGAUAUUGGGUCGUGGAGGAUUCACUAGAGAAAAAAAGAAUAUUUGAAACAUAUUUAAAUAACAGAACUAAAGAAGAAUUGUUUAAAGAAAACAAUUCAAUUGAAAAAUUUAAAGAAGCUUUUUUAGGAUUAAUACGAAACAACAAAAAAAUCAAAUAUUAUACAAGAUGGAAAACCGCAAGAAGAUUAAUUCAAGAUGAACCGAUCUAUGCACACUCCGUUAUAAGUGAAAAGAUCAAAAGGCAAACAUUCCAAGAAUAUGUUGAUGGCUUAAGAAAAGAUCAUGAAUCAAAUGAAGAAAAACUAAGAGAACAAGCAUUAAUUGAAUUGAAUGAAUAUUUCAAAACUAUGAAUUUGAACCUAAGUUCUAAUUGGGAAAAUACAUUGAAAUCAAUUAAGUCUGAUGCAAGAUUUGAACAAAAUAAACAUUUCCAAGUAUUGAAUCAAGUGGAUCUAAUCAAUGUUUACAUUGAAAAUAUGAAAUUGUUACAAAAAGAUUAUGAAGAUAGAAUUAAAAAAGCUGCAAGUGCCAAUUACAGAAAUGAUAGAAAGGCAAGAGAUGAAUAUAGAAAUUUAUUAGCUGAAUUGAAAGAAACAGGUUUGUUAAGAGCCGAUUCUAAAUGGCCUGAAGUUUAUUCAUUGAUUAAAGAAGAUGAUAGGUUUGUGGGGCUGUUGGGAAGAAAUGGAUCGAAUCCAAUCGAAUUAUUUUGGGAUGUUAUUGAUGAGGAAGAAUUACUUGUUAGAGCUAAAAAGGAUAUUGUUGAUCAAUUAUUACUUCAUAAUAAUUUUGUUAUUAAAGAUGAUGUUGAUCUUGAAGAGCAGAAAACUAAAUUGAUUGAAAUUUUGAGAAAAGACCAACAAACUAAAGAAUAUGAUGAAGAUACAGUUGAUAUGAUUUAUGAUAGAAUAUUGAAACAGAUUAAAGAACAAAGAGAAAAGGAUAAAUUUGCAUAUGAACGUAAAAUUAGAAGAUUACAAGAAGAGUUUAGAUCAUUUUUACGUAAAUUUGAAAAUCCAAAAAUUACAAUUGAAACAAGUUGGGAUGAAAUAAAACCAAAGAUUUCACAAUCUCCAGAAUAUUUGGCAUUACCUGAUGAACAAACUAGAUUAAUAGCAUUUGAAAAAUUUAUCAAUAGAUUGAAAGAGAAGAGAAUUGAAAUUGAAGCCAGUAAAGAA
This is a messenger RNA of Hansenula anomala, 1659 nucleotides long. RefSeq names its product snoRNA-splicing protein PRP40 (gene PRP40). Gene Ontology annotation, biological process: mRNA cis splicing, via spliceosome. Gene Ontology annotation, molecular function: RNA binding; protein binding. Lineage: Eukaryota; Fungi; Ascomycota; Saccharomycetes; Phaffomycetales; Wickerhamomycetaceae. The annotation marks the transcript as partial. The record is from RefSeq and is a predicted model, not a curated record. Gene Ontology annotation, cellular component: U2-type prespliceosome; U1 snRNP. The transcript has a single exon.